Molecule: messenger RNA, 651 nt
Organism: Apodemus sylvaticus (European woodmouse)
Lineage: Eukaryota; Metazoa; Chordata; Mammalia; Rodentia; Muridae
Gene: Hand1
Product: heart and neural crest derivatives expressed 1
Exons: 2
Coding region: 1-651 (216 amino acids)
Biological process (GO): heart development; regulation of transcription by RNA polymerase II
Molecular function (GO): RNA polymerase II transcription regulatory region sequence-specific DNA binding; DNA-binding transcription factor activity, RNA polymerase II-specific; protein dimerization activity
Source: RefSeq, a predicted model, not a curated record
AUGAACCUCGUGGGCAGCUACGCACAUCAUCACCACCAUCACCACUCACACCCGCCGCACCCCAUGCUCCACGAACCCUUCCUCUUCGGUCCGGCCUCGCGUUGCCACCAGGAGCGGCCUUACUUUCAGAGCUGGCUGCUGAGCCCGGCUGAUGCUGCCCCAGAUUUUCCUGCCGGUGGGCCACCACCUACCACCACAGUAGCAGCGGCCGCCUAUGGUCCCGAUGCCAGGCCGAGUCAGAGCCCGGGUCGGCUGGAGGCUCUUGGAAGCCGCCUGCCCAAGCGAAAAGGCUCAGGACCCAAGAAGGAGAGGAGGCGCACAGAGAGCAUUAACAGCGCGUUCGCGGAGCUGCGUGAGUGCAUCCCAAAUGUGCCCGCCGACACCAAGCUCUCCAAGAUCAAGACUCUGCGCCUGGCCACCAGCUACAUCGCCUACUUGAUGGACGUGCUGGCCAAGGAUGCACAAGCAGGUGACCCCGAGGCCUUCAAGGCUGAACUCAAAAAGACGGAUGGCGGUCGCGAAAGCAAGCGGAAAAGGGAGCUGCCUCAGCAGCAAGAAAGCUUUCCUUCUGCCCCGGGGCCAGGGGAGAAGAGAAUUAAAGGGCGCACCGGCUGGCCUCAGCAAGUCUGGGCGCUGGAGCUGAACCAGUGA